GGUGGGCUAGAAGAAGGUUUGCAGUGGCUUCCCCGGAUGAUGCUAAACAGGCCGGCGUAGCGUAAGGCUCGGGUUGAAUGGAGCUGCUUUUGAGGCUGAAGUAGGAAAAAGCAGCGAGGGGCAGCCACUGGCUGUGGGCUCAAGGGAGGGUCAUUUCCUUCCCAUCUGGAUAUGUGGAUGCAGUUAGUCACAUUCGCUCGGAGUAAGCCCCGUUGAAUACAGCGGGACUUUCUUCCGAGUAGAAAUGUAAAGAUCUGCAUUGCAAAACUUAAAAGAGUGGUUGGAUUUUUUUAUCUCUCGUGUAUCUCAAACCUAAGGAGAAAAGCUAACAAAAGACAGCGAGCGGGUUUUUUCCCCAGAUGUUUUCCAGAGAAAAUACUAGACAACAAGGACUAUGUCUGUUUUCCCCAAGAUCAAACUGAGGCCAGAGGUUGAAGAAUACCUGCAGGCUGCAUUUAAAAAUGAUGAGCUCAUAUCUGAUGUAGGUCCCUUGGAAGCUGAGAGGAAAUAUGAACGUCUAUUAAAUAAUUUGUCUCACCCGCCAGCUUUCACAACAGUCCGAGUGAACACUCACUUAGCAUCUGUGGAACAUGUAAGAAGUCUGCUGUCUGAAGAGAUCCACAAGCAAUAUAAAGGUUUUAGUGUUCCAUUUCUUGAACAUCCAGAUCUUCCUGACAUUUUACUUAUUCCUAUUAUUGGACCCAGAAAGGAUCUGCAAGAAUUGACAAAUCAAGUAAUUGUUGGAGCCCAAUGUGGGAAUGCAGUACUUCGAGGAGCACAUGUAUAUGCCCCUGGAAUUAUAUCCGCUUCAAAAUUUACGAAAGCUGGUGAUGAGGUUUCUGUAUACUCUGAUAUUGAAGGGAAAUGUAAAAGAGGAGCCAAAGAAUUUCUGGGUACCAAAGUUUUCCUUGGAAAUGGGAUUUCUGAAGUGAGACGCAAUGACAUUUUUAAUUCUAAUGGCCCAUUGAAAGGAUUGGGAGUAAAAAUGACAGAGCCGAUCUACCUUAGCCCUUCAUUUGAUAAUGUUCUCUCCAGUUAUAUAUUCUUGCAGAAUUUGCCCUCUUCAGUUGUGAGCUAUGUUUUAAAUCCCCAGCCAGGCGAGAAAAUUUUGGAUAUGUGUGCAGCUCCUGGGGGAAAAACAACCCAUCUUGCAACAUUAAUGCAUGAUGAGGGGGAGGUAAUUGCCAUGGACAAGAUAGCAGAUAAAGUCAAGAAAAUUGGGCAAAAUGCUGCACUGCUCCAGCUGAAUUGUAUUAAAACAUUUUGCUAUGAUAGUACGAAGGCACUUACCACCAACCAGACAGAAUGUGGGCAAGGAGGGCCUCCAUUUUUACCAGAGUCAUUUGAUCGAAUACUUCUUGAUGCUCCCUGUAGUGGGAUGGGGCAAAGACCAAACAUGGCUUAUUCCUGGUCUUUAAAGGAAAUGAAUUCUUACCAGCCCUUGCAGCGCAAGCUCUUCAGAGUGGCGGUACAGCUGCUGAAGCCAGAGGGCAUCCUGGUAUACAGUACUUGCACAAUUACACUUUCAGAAAAUGAGGAGCAGGUUGCUUGGGCACUGCAGACCUUCCCUUGCCUCCGGCUUCAGUCGCAGGAGCCUCAUGUUGGACGAGAAGGAAUGAAGGGAGCCGGGUUGUCACCUGAGCAAUUGAAACAGCUGCAGAGGUUUGAUCCAUCUGAUACAGUUCUGCAGGGAAUUGAUUUUAAUUCAUUGCAAGAUUUCAAAUAUGACGAUUUAAUCAAAUUGGCAAAUAAAGAUUGCAUAGGAUUUUUUAUUGCUAAAUUUAUGAAAGUGCAGUGAAAGCCGUAAAUGUACUGUUUAAUAUAAGAAUGUUCUCCUGUUAAUGUUGGGAGCGUUCUGAACUCCAUAUAGUACUGCUGCAGUGUUGUCAAGCCAACAGACUGACGACACGGUUGCUAUAGCAGCAGAAAAUCUGCCAGCUGUUUCUCCUGGGAGAGAUCCACAGGUUGGAGAAACAAGUCUGCAGAAAGGGGGCAGUUUCUGUCUGGAAGUCGUUGCUUGGUUUUGUAUUAGAAGGUCACUGGUUCUAGAAUAUGGGCCUUUUUAAAGAGUGUGUUAUAUAUUGUACAAAAUUGGUGAUGAAAAUAUUCUAUCAUGCAUUGUAAAGCUGUGUUUGCUAAAUAAAUGCUUUUGAUAGGCAGUUUUAUAUUAUUAAAGAGAGUGAUGUA
Sphaerodactylus townsendi is the source of this 2187-nucleotide messenger RNA. It is a transcript of the gene NSUN6, whose product is annotated as NOP2/Sun RNA methyltransferase 6. The record is from RefSeq and is a predicted model, not a curated record. Gene Ontology annotation, molecular function: RNA binding; methyltransferase activity. Lineage: Eukaryota; Metazoa; Chordata; Lepidosauria; Squamata; Sphaerodactylidae. Gene Ontology annotation, biological process: RNA methylation. The transcript is spliced from 12 exons. The coding region runs from base 395 to 1798 and encodes 467 amino acids.